Silurus meridionalis is the source of this 5577-nucleotide messenger RNA. Its product is annotated as flocculation protein FLO11-like. Bases 535 to 5382 code for a protein of 1615 amino acids. The record is from RefSeq and is a predicted model, not a curated record. The transcript is spliced from 30 exons. Lineage: Eukaryota; Metazoa; Chordata; Actinopteri; Siluriformes; Siluridae.
AAUGAAUACACACCAGACUGUAAAACCACAGCAGAAACAACAGCAGAAACAUUUGCAGUGACUGCUACAACUAGUCUAACAAGGACAUCUCAAGAACCAACUACAGAGCAAAUAAUUACUGUCACAAAUGAGCUAUCCACUACACAACCAACAACAGAAUUUACCAUUAUAUCCGAAUACGCAACAGAAAGUACAACAACAGCAGAAACAACUGCAGAAACAACUGCAGGGACCACUACAAAUAUUCUAACAAGUACACUUCAGGAACCCACAAUUAAAGAAGAAAUAACAAGUGAUUCUAUAAUUACAACUGAAUACACAACAGAACGUACAACCACAACAGAAACAACAGCAGAAACAAGUGCAGUGUCUGCUACAUCUGGUCCAACAAGUACAACUCAGGAACCGACUGCAGAGCAAAUAACAACUGUCACAAAUGAACUAUACACUACACAACCAACAACAGAAUCAAGUGCAGUGUCUGCUACAUCUGGUCCAAAAAGUACAACUCAGGAACUGACUCCAGAGCAAAUAAUGACUGUGACAAAAGAUCUAUCCACUACACAACCAACAACAGAAUUUACCAUUAUAUCUGAAUACACAACAGAAAGAACAACAACAGCAGAAACAACUGCAGUGACCACUACAAAUAUUCUAACAAGUACAAUUCAGGAAUACACAAUUAAAGAAGAAAUAACAACUGAAUCUAUAAUUACAUCUGAAUACACAACAGAAAGUAGAACCACAGCAGAAACAACAGCAGAAACAAGUGCAGUGUCUGCUACAUCUGGUCCAAAAAGUACAACUCAGGAACCAACUGCAGAGCAAAUAAUUACUGUCACAAGUGAGCUAUCCACUACACAAUCAACAACAAAAUCUACAAUUACUAAUGAAUACACACCAGACAGUACAACCACAGCAGAAACAUUUGCAGUGACUGAUACAACUAGUCUAACAAGUACAUCUCAAGAACCAAAUACAGAACAAAUAAUUAAUGUCACAAAUGAGCUAUCCACUACACAACCAACAAAAGAAUUUAUCAUUACAUCCGAAUACAGAACAGACAGGACAAUCACUGCAGAGACAAAUGCAGUGUCUGCUACAUCUGGUCCAAAAAGUCUAUCUCAGGAACCAACCACAGACCAAACAACAACUGUCACUAGAGGGCUAUCCACCACACAACCAACAUCUGAAUCUACAAUUACAAUUAAAUACACAUCAUAUAGUACAGCCACGGCGGAAACAACAGUAGAAACAACUGCAGAAUCAUUUGCAUUGACCGCUCCAACCCAUCUAACAAGCAGAUCUCAAGAACCAACUGCAGAGCAAAUAUCAACUGUCAAUAGAGAGUCAUCCACUGCACAACCAACAAAAGAAUUUACAACUGAAUACACAACAGAAAGCACACCCACUGCACCACCAGCAGGAACAGCAGUAGAAAUAACUUCAGUGGCUGCUAUAACCAGUUUAACAAGUACAAUUCAAGACCAAACUGCAGAACAAGCAACCACUGUUAUAAAUGAGCAAUCUGCUACACAACCAACAAAAGAAUCUACAUUUACUGAAUGCACAACAGAAAGUACAACAACUGCAGUGAACACUACAUCCUGUCUAACAAGUAAAAUUCAGCAACCCACAAGUACAGAAGAAAUUUCAACUGUCAAAAUUGAAACUUCCACUGCACAAACAACAUCAGAUUUGACUAUUACAACUAAAUACAACACAGAACAUGAAACAACAACAGCAGAAUCACCUGUCAUAACAAGUUCAACCAGUCUAAAAGGUAGAACUGAAGAACCAACAAUUUCAGGUCAAACAACAACUGUCACCAGUGAGCUAUCUACAACACAACCAAAAACAAAUUUCACCAUUACAUCUGAAUACACAGCAGAAAGUACAACCACAGCAGAAACAACAUCAGCAUCAACAGCAAAAAAAACUUCCUCUGAAAGCACUAUUUUUCCAACAAUCACUAAAAUCACUGAAAUAAAUUUAUCAACAGUUACCCCAAUGCCAAAAAGUAGACCUCAGGUAACAGCAACUACAAAGGAGACUAAUACAAAUAUACUAUUAGCAUCCACGACAACAACAAAAAAUAUAUUUACCAUAGAAUCAGGUUUUACAAAACCAGCAACUGCAGCUUCAGCAACAAUAUCUGGUUCAGCUAUGGUUCAGAGCAUUAUGGUCUUCAGCAGUUCCUCUCCUGUUCCCCCUGAGAGUUUGGUCCUCAGCACAAUACAGGAUCUUCUGAGUGCUCGACUGCCAAACCUUACUGAUCCUCUAACAGUGCUGAACUUCACCUAUGAGAAGCUUUCAGACACCUCCUAUGUGGUCACCUUCACAUUGAACAUCAAUAACAUCAGCAUACCAGAGAACCCUGACCUCAGGAACAACACCUACAACACAGUGCAGAGCAUCGUCAAUAACGCUCUAAACAUCCUUCUAAAUGAACCUGGUUCACAAGAAUUUGACCCCCAGAUCUCUUUCUUCAUGAGCUCAGGAAACAAAGCUAAUGGCAGCAUGGAUUACCACUUCCAAGAUGGAGACACCAAAACACCAGCAGCUUUCCUCAGUAGGCUCAUGACUCAGAAUGUCUCCACUACAACGGCUUCUACCUCACCUAUAGGAACUGCCGCUUUGUCAUCAGCAUCAACUCCAUCAGUAGAAUCUGGUUCAGCUAUGGUUCAGAGCAUUAUGGUCUUCAGCAGUUCCUCUCCUGUUCCCCCUGAGAGUUUGGUCCUCAGCACAAUACAGGAUCUUCUGAGUGCUCGACUGCCAAACCUUACUGAUCCUCUAACAGUGCUGAACUUCACCUAUGAGAAGCUUUCAGACACCUCCUAUGUGGUCACCUUCACAUUGAACAUCAAUAACAUCAGCAUACCAGAGAACCCUGACCUCAGGAACAACACCUACAACACAGUGCAGAGCAUCGUCAAUAACGCUCUAAACAUCCUUCUAAAUGAACCUGGUUCACAAGAAUUUGACCCCCAGAUCUCUUUCUUCAUGAGCUCAGGAAACAAAGCUAAUGGCAGCAUGGAUUACCACUUCCAAGAUGGAGACACCAAAACACCAGCAGCUUUCCUCAGUAGGCUCAUGACUCAGAAUGUCUCCACUACAACGGCUUCUACCUCACCUAUAGGAACUGCCGCUUUGUCAUCAGCAUCAACUCCAUCAGUAGAAUCUGGUUCAGCUAUGGUUCAGAGCAUUAUGGUCUUCAGCAGUUCCUCUCCUGUUCCCCCUGAGAGUUUGGUCCUCAGCACAAUACAGGAUCUUCUGAGUGCUCGACUGCCAAACCUUACUGAUCCUCUAACAGUGCUGAACUUCACCUAUGAGAAGCUUUCAGACACCUCCUAUGUGGUCACCUUCACAUUGAACAUCAAUAACAUCAGCAUACCAGAGAACCCUGACCUCAGGAACAACACCUACAACACAGUGCAGAGCAUCGUCAAUAACGCUCUAAACAUCCUUCUAAAUGAACCUGGUUCACAAGAAUUUGACCCCCAGAUCUCUUUCUUCAUGAGCUCAGGAAACAAAGCUAAUGGCAGCAUGGAUUACCACUUCCAAGAUGGAGACACCAAAACACCAGCAGCUUUCCUCAGUAGGCUCAUGACUCAGAAUGUCUCCACUACAACGGCUUCUACCUCACCUAUAGGAACUGCCGCUUUGUCAUCAGCAUCAACUCCAUCAGUAGAAUCUGGUUCAGCUAUGGUUCAGAGCAUUAUGGUCUUCAGCAGUUCCUCUCCUGUUCCCCCUGAGAGUUUGGUCCUCAGCACAAUACAGGAUCUUCUGAGUGCUCGACUGCCAAACCUUACUGAUCCUCUAACAGUGCUGAACUUCACCUAUGAGAAGCUUUCAGACACCUCCUAUGUGGUCACCUUCACAUUGAACAUCAAUAACAUCAGCAUACCAGAGAACCCUGACCUCAGGAACAACACCUACAACACAGUGCAGAGCAUCGUCAAUAACGCUCUAAACAUCCUUCUAAAUGAACCUGGUUCACAAGAAUUUGACCCCCAGAUCUCUUUCUUCAUGAGCUCAGGAAACAAAGCUAAUGGCAGCAUGGAUUACCACUUCCAAGAUGGAGACACCAAAACACCAGCAGCUUUCCUCAGUAGGCUCAUGACUCAGAAUGUCUCCACUACAACGGCUUCUACCUCACCUAUAGGAACUGCCGCUUUGUCAUCAGCAUCAACUCCAUCAGUAGAAUCUGGUUCAGCUAUGGUUCAGAGCAUUAUGGUCUUCAGCAGUUCCUCUCCUGUUCCCCCUGAGAGUUUGGUCCUCAGCACAAUACAGGAUCUUCUGAGUGCUCGACUGCCAAACCUUACUGAUCCUCUAACAGUGCUGAACUUCACCUAUGAGAAGCUUUCAGACACCUCCUAUGUGGUCACCUUCACAUUGAACAUCAAUAACAUCAGCAUACCAGAGAACCCUGACCUCAGGAACAACACCUACAACACAGUGCAGAGCAUCGUCAAUAACGCUUUAAACACUUUUCUAAAUGGACCUGGUGCAGAAACCUUCAAACCCCAGAGCUCUUUCUUCAUGAGCUUAGGAAUCCAGGUUAAUGGAAGCAUGGAGUACUAUUUCAAAGAUGGAGACACCAAAACACCAGCAGCUUUCCUGGAUGAGGUUAAACCUAUAUUAGGAAAUGUCCUGAUAUACAUUCGACUUGUUUUUAAGAAUUUGACCAAAGUACCUAGUGAAGCUGAUGUUGUCAAAGCUGCUAAUUCUCUGCUGGACUCAAAGAUCAGAAAAGCACGAGAUCUUACAACACAAAAACUGAAUGACCCUGUGAGCAUCCAGAACAUCACUUAUGAACAAAUCAAUGAAAAGUCAUACAAUAUUACAUUUGGAUUCCAAAUCAGCAAUGUGACCAUCUCCAGAAACAUGCAGCUGAGGAAUGAAACAUGUAAUUUAAUCCAAAACACCAUUAACCAAUUGCUGAACACUAUCCUGAAUGGCAGAAGUGCUACUCCGUUUGUCUUCCCUAAAGCAACCUACACGUUUAAUCGUACAGAAAUUGUGGCUAAUUCAGAAUACAUCUUUGUGGAAGGUGUCACCCAGUUUACACCAAGUGGAUUUCUUUUUGAAAUACUCAAGAUUAGUGGUCUGUCAAUCUCCACCACUCCUGCUGCUCAAACAGAUGCCCCCAUCUAUGUAGUCCUGAGGCCUACAGUCCAAGCAAACACCACCACCACUGGUGGAAGUUCUGCAUGGAUCCUGGGUAUCAUUAUUCCCUGCAGUAUAGUCAUUAUUCUCAUACCAUGCUGGAUUCUACUCUGUUGUUUGCUGUGUGGUUGCUGUGCUGGUUUAAGGAGGCGCUACAAAAGAAGACGAUCCUACAACACUGAAUAUAGAACACAUAAUGGACUCUAUUUUUGAGUGUAAAAUACAACAAAGAUUUAACGUGUAAACAUUAAGAUCUAUUUCAACAAAGUUUCUUUUGUUCUAUUUAUUAAUUUCUUGUAUUUAUAUUACUCUAUUUAUUGUUUCAUUUAAUCAUUAGGCUAUUUUAUUUAGCUGUACACUGCCUAUAUAUAAUUAAUAAUCACAGUAAUCAAUCUUUUAAAAAUUCUA